Messenger RNA from Ipomoea nil (Japanese morning glory), 3257 nucleotides. RefSeq names its product extra-large guanine nucleotide-binding protein 3-like. Gene Ontology annotation, cellular component: heterotrimeric G-protein complex. Gene Ontology annotation, molecular function: guanyl nucleotide binding; G-protein beta/gamma-subunit complex binding; GTPase activity. The record is from RefSeq and is a predicted model, not a curated record. The coding region runs from base 647 to 3205 and encodes 852 amino acids. The transcript is spliced from 9 exons. NCBI's taxonomy places the organism in Eukaryota, Viridiplantae, Streptophyta, Magnoliopsida, Solanales, Convolvulaceae. Gene Ontology annotation, biological process: adenylate cyclase-modulating G protein-coupled receptor signaling pathway.
AGAUGCAAAAGUUCCCACUUUUACUGUUAUUGAAAACUCUUUUUGAAAUUGCAUACCCAUUUCUUUAGAUUAUCUUAUUCUUACGCUUGAUGUGGAUAUGGUAGUUGAAGGUUGAACUGUCUCUAGCUUGUUAGGGUUGGGAUUUUCUUGGUUUAGUUUUGAAUUUCAGAGGUGUUGAUUCCCAUUUGUAGUCAAGUAUUGUUUCUUGGAUGUUAUUGAAAUGUUUUUGUUUGUCCUUUUGUAGUUGGUGGAUGAGUCUUUUUUGUGUUUGUUUAGUUGAAGUUGAAAAUGGUGGUAUCUUGGACUAUUGAAUUUUGUGGAAUUUCAAGAGUUAUUGGUUCAUUAGUAUUUGAAACCUUUGGGUUUUGACUUUGGUGGAGGUAACUUUUCUUGGUUCAGUAGGCUGAUCAGUAUGACUUGAAUUCAUGGACAUUGUUGUUGAUCUGGUGUGGUGGUACUCGGGGUUGAUUCUAGCUUGACUAGUAGACUUGGCAGCUUUGAUUUUCAAGCACGCGAUUUGGGUGUUUGAUAGUGGUUGAUUUCUUUUCGUAUGAUGAAUGUGGAGAGCAAUAGCGUUUAGAAGUGAUUGAUUGUGAAACUAAGGGUAGUGUGAGCAAAGGUUGAUCAAGUUUUCGGGUGAGAAACAAUGGAGCAAAAUAAGGAUGAGGAUUGGAGGGAUAUAGUGAGGAAGAUGCUUCCACCGGGGGCUCCCCUUCCCGAAGGGGAGACUAAUCUCGAUUACUCAAUAGCUCUCGAGUAUAAUGGUCCCCCAGUCUCGUAUGAGGUUCCGUGUGUAGAGCCCAUUGACGUAAAUUCUAGUGCGAUUCCAACAGCAUCUCUAGCACGGCCCUCUUCUGAAUCUAGAAGAUCAACGAGCCACGAAGGUGUCCCAGUUAUCGAGCCAAUACCUUCGAUUGCCUCUCGAGUUGCAGGCAUCACUAGUCCAAGGCUAUCGGGGAGUACAGAAUCACAGGUGUCUGUUGCGUUGAACCUCGAAUCUUUGUUAGGUUCUCCCUCAAUAUCCCCCGGUUCUAUUCAUAAUCCUGCAAACGAUGCUCCCAAACAGUUGGUCAACCCCGGAAGGAGAGCCCCGGUGGUAACUUUCGAUACAGUUGAUAGAUCCGAGAAGAAAGCAGAAUACUCGGAGAAACAAGCAUUUCCCGCUGCUUAUGUUGGCGUUUCCAGGGAAAAUAAGAAAAAGAAAACGAGAGUGUGUUAUAGGUGUGGAAAAGGAAAGUGGGAAACCAAGGAAUCGUGCUUGGUUUGUGAUGCAAAAUAUUGCAGCAAUUGUGUGCUCCGAGCAAUGGGUUCAAUGCCGGAGGGGCGAAAAUGUGUAACUUGCAUUAGUAUGCCCAUCGAUGAGUCGAAGCGGUUCAAAUUGGGUAGGCAUUCGAGGGUAUUGUCACGGUUGCUUUGCCCUUUAGAAGCUAAGCAGAUAAUGAAAGCCGAGAAAGAGUGUUCUGCUAACCAGCUUCGCCCAGAGCAGCUUAUCGUAAAUGGAUACCCUCUGAAGCCAGAAGAGAUGGCCGAACUAUUUGCGUGUCCUAUACCUCCUCAAAAGCUAAAGCCCGGUAGGUAUUGGUACGACAAAGAAUCUGGGCUUUGGGGAAAGGAGGGAGGGAAACCCGACAGAAUCGUGAGUUCAAAUCUAAAUUUCACCGGGAAGCUUAGUCCUCAUGCAAGCAAUGGAAACACUCGGGUUUAUAUUAAUGGACGAGAAAUAACAAAACUUGAACUCAAAGUAUUGAAGUUUGCAAAUGUACAAUGUCUUCGUGACACUCACUUUUGGGUAUAUGAUGAUGGUCGAUACGAGGAAGAAGGACAAAAUAAUAUCAAAGGAAAUAUCUGGGAAAAGACAAGAACACGGAUCAUCUGCUCCUUGUUCUCCUUGCCAAUACUUAAUGGUCAACCCCAUUGUCAGAGGAACGAGCCAAGCAAUUAUACGAUGAAUGUUCCUUAUCUGGAGCAGAAAAGAGUUCAGAAGCUACUCUUAUUUGGACUGGAUGGCUCUGGAACGAGCACUAUUUUCAAACAGGCCAAAUUUUUGUACGGGAACAAGUUUACAGCUGAAGAAGUGCAAGAUAUUAAGCUUAUGAUUCAAAGCAACAUGUACAAGUAUCUGAGCGUUCUCCUCGAUGGCCGGGAGCGAUUUGAGGAGGAAGCCUUAUCAAAACUAAAAGCGGAAGGCAGUGAAGAGGAUGCGAGUCGAAAUAACCAUUGUGUCUACUCCUUGAACCCGAGGCUGAAACAUUUCUCCGACUGGCUCUUAGAUAUCAUCGCCACCGGAGAUUUAGACGCGUUUUUCCCGGCAGCAACUCGUGAGUAUGCUCCCCUUGUUGAAGAGGUGUGGAAGGAUCCCGCUAUACAGGAAGCAUACAAGAGGAAAGAUGAACUUCAUUUCCUACCUGAUGCAGCUGAUUACUUCUUAAACAAGGCUGUUGAGGUAUCGAGUAAUGAAUAUGAACCUUCGGAGCAAGACAUACUGUAUGCUGAAGGGGUUACCAAAGGGAAAGGUUUAGCCUUUAUGGAGUUCUCGUUGGAUGAUCGUAGCCCAAUGUCUGAAACCUAUACAGACAAUCUCGAAGCGCCUCCACCUCCUCUUAUGAGGUACCAACUAAUAAGGGUAAACGCCAACGGAAUGAACGAGGGAUGCAAGUGGUUAGAGAUGUUUGAAGAUGUGAGCGCAGUAAUAGUCUGUGUUGCUCUGAGCGAUUAUGACCAGAUGUCGGUCGCCCCGGAGAACAACGGGAGCGGGGUGCUUCUCCAGAACAAGAUGAUGAGGAGCAAAGACCUAUUCGAGGCGAUGAUACAGCACCCGUGUUUCAAAGACACCCCUUUCGUUCUAAUUCUCAACAAGUACGACGUCUUCGAGGCAAAGGUGAAUAGAGUCCCUUUAGGUGCGUGCGAGUGGUUCGCCGAUUUCAGCCCCGUGCCCACACACCACAGCAACCAGUCGCUCGCUCACCAAGGCUACUACUACGUCGCGAAGAAGUUCAAAGACGUCUACGCUUCCCUCACGGGCCGGAAGCUUUUCGUGUGGCAAUCUCGGGCCCGAGAUAGAGUGACGGUCGACGAGGCGUUCAAGUUCAUCAGGGAGGUUGUGAAGUGGGAUGGGGAGAAGGGAGAGAAUUAUUAUGGUGCAGCUGAGGAUUCAUUCUACAGCACAACAGAUGUUAGCUCAUCUCCAGUUAUUAUGCAACAAUAAUAGUGCAAACAAUCUGCAUUUCUUGGGAUAAAGUAUUGUUACAGUUUGUAUA